Cornus florida is the source of this 1050-nucleotide messenger RNA. RefSeq names its product gibberellin 3-beta-dioxygenase 1-like. Bases 1 to 1050 code for a protein of 349 amino acids. NCBI's taxonomy places the organism in Eukaryota, Viridiplantae, Streptophyta, Magnoliopsida, Cornales, Cornaceae. The transcript has 2 exons. Gene Ontology annotation, molecular function: gibberellin 3-beta-dioxygenase activity. The record is from RefSeq and is a predicted model, not a curated record. Gene Ontology annotation, biological process: gibberellin biosynthetic process; response to light stimulus.
AUGCCUUCAAGAAACUCAGACGCCUCAAAAACCAAUCCUGUCCAGCUUCACCAAAACUUCUUGGACUUGAAUUCAGUAACAAAAUUGCCCGACUCUCAUGCAUGGACAUCAGCCGAUUACGAGUACCAUCCCGGUGACUCGUGCAGCUCAGAAAUGCUGCCAGUAAUCGAUCUCAAUGACCCCAAUGCCCCACAGCUUGUCUGUGAGGCAUGCAAAACAUGGGGGGCCUUUCAAGUUGCAAACCAUGGCAUCACAACUCAACUUUUCAACGACAUUGAGUCCGCGGCAAGUAGCCUUUUUUCACUCCCCAAGGAACAAAAGCUCAAAGUGGCUCGCGCUCCAGAUAGUUUCUCCGGCUAUGGCAUGCCUCGAAUUGCUUCCCAUUUUUCCAAGCUCAUGUGGUAUGAGGGCUUCACUAUCAUUGGCUCGCCUUUAGAACACGCUCGCCAACUUUGGCCUCAAGACUACAACAAAUUCUGUGAUGUGAUUGAGGAAUAUAAGAAAGAGAUGAAACAACUAACUGGGAGGUUGAUAUGGCUCAUGCUUGGGCCAUUGGGCAUAACAAAGGAAGACAUUGAAUGGGCUGGCAAAGGAGGAGAAAGUGCCUUACAGCUGAACUCUUACCCGGUUUGUCCGGACCCGGACCAUGCCAUGGGCCUAGCCGAGCACACCGACUCGACGCUCUUCACCAUCCUCCACCAAAACAACACAAGUGGUCUACAGGUGCUCCAGGAGGAAACCGGGUGGGUCACGGUCCCUCCUCUCCCGAGCACACUGGUGGUUAACAUAGGCGACCUUCUUCAUAUACUAUCCAAUGGGUUGUACCACAGUGUCCUCCACCGGGCCAUGGUGAACCGGAACCAACACCGGUUUUCUGUUGCCUACCUCAGUGGUCCUCCAGCCGGUACCCUAAUCUCGCCGCUCUCAAAACUGGUAGACAAAAGCCAUCCUCCUCUCUACAGGCCGGUGAGUUGGAGCGAGUACCUGAGUGCCAAGAAAGAGCAUUUCAACAACACACUGUCCACAAUUCGGCUUUAUUCUCCUCAAUAA